AUGACAGAGGAACAAGAGAGAAUCCUCCUGGAAGCUAGAAAAAAUAUCCUCGGACCAGAUGGGCAACCGACACAACUUCCCAACAUAAUCGAAGCCAACUUCCCCUUGAACCGACCCAACUGGGACCCCAACACCUUUGAAGGUAGGGAGCAUCUGUCCACUUAUCACCAGGCUCUAAUAAUGGGUUUCCGAACGGCCACUAGGCAGCCAACUAAUUUGGCCAAGGAAAGUCGGGGCUCGGAUCCCCUCCCCGAGCUCAGGGUAACUUUUGAAGUGGAGGGGACCCCAAUAAACUUUGAAGUGGAUACAGAGGCAUUAUACGCAGCCCUUAAGGCCCCACUGGGCCCUCUAUCAAAUAAAAGGUCUCUAGUUCAAGGGGCUAAUGGCAGUAAAUAUUGGGCUUGGACAACUAAGAGGACCAUGGACCUGGGGAAAGGAAAAGUCCAUCACUCCUUCCUAGUGAUCCCAGAAUCCCCGGCCUCAUUGAUGGGCAGAGAUCUGCUCACCAAGCUCCAGGCCAGAAUAACUUUUAACCCUGAAGGCCCCCAAAUGAAAUUUCUAAAUCCUUCAGUAAAAACUCCUAUAGUCAUGGCUUUAACUAUGUCAGUAAACGAUAAACAUCAACUCUUCACACCCAAGACUGAUCAAACAGGCAAGCUACCCCAGAAAUGGAUAACAGAUUACCCAGAUGCCUGGGCAGAAACUGCUGGGUUAGGCCUAGCCAUGAAACAACCUCCAAUAACAGUGGAGUUAAAAACCUCAGCCUCCCCAAUCAAUGUCAAACAAUAUCCUCUGGAAAAAAAAAAAAAAACUAAAGAUGGGAUAAGGCCCCAUAUUCAGAAAUAUCUGGCCUUAGGGGUCCUAAGGCCCUGUCAAUAGGCCUGGAACACUCCCCUGCUACCAGUAGAAAAGCCAGGAACUGGGGACUACCACCCCGUUCAAGACCUAAGAGAGAUCAACAACAGAGUGCAGGACAUUCACCCCACGGUACCUAAUCCAUACAAUCUGCUUCGCACUCUGAACCCUGAGCGAAAAUGGUAUACUGUUCUGGACUUAAAAGAUGCUUUCUUUUGCUUGCCUCUGCAUAAAGAUAGUCAGUUGCUGUUUGCUUUCGAGUGGGUAAACCCAGAAACCGGAACAUCUGGUCAACUAACUUGGACUAGACUCCCACAGGGGUUCAAAAACUCCCCCACUCUCUUUGAUGAAGCCCUCCACAGAGAUCUCAACAACUUCAGAACUAUGCACCCUGAAGUCACCCUGCUUCAAUAUGUGGAUGACCUGCUACUGGCAGCCAACACCAAGGAAAACUGGGAACAUAAGUCAGGAGAUUUAACUACAUCGGAGCACCCCGACAACUUAACAUCUAAGGACACUGACACUGAACUCCUCGACUUCACUGAGCCCAGCCUACAAUUUCAGAAAGCCCUACACUACGUUAAAAAUGUACAUCAACUCACUCACCUUGGUUCAAAGAAACUGCAGGCAUUCCUGAAAGAUCAAGAACAGAGUUUUCCACUAACCGGCACACAGCGAAAGGAAAUAGCUGAACGGGUAACAAAAGCCUGUCGGGUCUGUCAAUUGGUUAAUUCUUACCCUUCCAAGCUUCCUGCAGGAAGGCGCCUUCGAGGAACCAGAGCAGGACAAUUUUGGGAAGUGGACUUUACUGAAAUUAAGCCAGCAAUGUAUGGACUUAAAUAUCUCCUAAUCUUUGUAGAUACAUUUUCAGGAUGGAUUGAAGCCUUCCCCACAAAAAAAGAAAUGGCGCUAAUGGUGGUCAAGAAGAUCCUGGAAGAUAUUUUUCCAAGAUACGGCCUGCCUAAGACUUAAAGCUCUUGAAAGAACUCAGCGAUACCUGUAAAAACAGCUGGCCACUGCCUACCAACCUGGGGACGAAAGGACUCCACACCGAUAUCAAGUGGGAAACUUCAUCUACAUAAGACGACAUCAGGUGUCAUCCCUGGAACCCCGCUGGAAAUGACCAUACCAGGUGCUACUUAUAACACCUACAGCAGUAAAGGUAGAUGGAAUCACUUCCUGGAUCCAUACCUCUCAUCUCAAGACUGCGCCCUGUCCAGACUCUGGCUGGAAACUAAAAAAGACUGGUAACCCUUUCAAAUUGUGUGUUCACCAUGUGGAUAGGGCUAUAGACUCUCCCCUUGACCACCAGUAGUCCUAAUCCUCAUCAGCCCAUUCAGCAGCGAUGGCUGAUCACAAAUCCUACUGGACAAGAAAUAUGGUCUAUCUCGCAUACAGCCCCCUUAGGGACCUGGUGGUCAUCUCUCCACCCAGACAUUUGUCAGCUGGCUAUAGGUCUUUCCUAUUGGGAUAUCCCUGAUGAAGAGGAUCCCACUAAAAUUCCAUUAAAUCCCUUCUGUACCAUAGAUAAAGGAAACAAACAUUAUGGAUGUAGGGACACGUGAGCCAGAUGCAGGUUGGCUAACCUAGAUUACUAUGUUUGCCCGGUGGACUAUCGAAGCCACAAACAGUCAUGGCUGUGUGGGGAAAAAGCCGACUUCUUCUGUAAGUCAUAGGGAUGUGAGCAUACAGGGGCUACCUGGUGGAACCCAAACUCCUCAUCAAAUUCAGUACACAGCAUUGGCCAUAUUACCAAUUAGAUAACCAAAACCGAAGACCCCCAGAGGGAUCUCUAGAUCCUCAAAUUCUGCGUGACCUUUUUAACUUCUGCAAGUGCUCAAAAGGGUGGAAGGAAAUUCCCCUAUGUGGAGGCCUUUUCCCUCCUUUGCUCACAUCCUAAACUAUGCUUCUCCAAUAGAUCCUCACCCUUAGCCUUCUGUUCUAGACUCUCUGCUGUCACUCCCACCUCAGCAACCUGAUUUCUCCCCUCCAAUUACUAGAUCAAAAACCCAAACCUCCGCCAGUUCUCAGACCAUUGCCCCCUUGCUGAGGUAGCAGGUACUGAGGUACCCCUCCACCCACUCACUCCUCUCUUCUCCUGUCAGUGCCCACACCGGGUUCCACCAGGUCCUCUUACCAGCUAACCCAAAGCUCAAACCAGCUGAGGAGAGCCGUCAGACCCCUAUCCAAGAUGUAAUGAAAAUGGCCUUUAAAGUUGCUUUGUCAUCACUAAAAACAGGUUACUAAGAAUUUAAAGUCCCUCACAGGCUUUUUGGGAUACUCACUCCCAUCUUCCCCUCUGCUCUACCUGUUCUACUACUCAAGUUUUUGUUGCUAGGAAAAUCCCAAACACCUUUCCCAUUAUCCACAGAGCUGCUCUCAGCCCCACCUUCCCCGUCUUCCCCCUCUGUACCAGGCCCACAAAAAAGUCUUAACUGACCUUCUCCAGAAGUCUUCACCAUGGCUGACUUUAGGACUUUCAGCAAAAGAGUCCCUAUAAAAGAGUUCAGUAUAGAUAAACUUCCUCUUUUCAUGUUGCCCUGUUCUACUUGGGCACUGGCUGGAAAAAUCAGCACUCCUAAGCUAGACACCCCCUUACUAGUUUUUCACAAAAUAUGUGAACAAGGCCUCUGGCCUUGAGCUGGGGCUUCACAGAGAUGGCUACAUUUCUAAGAUAAAGAAGUUACCAACUGGGCUCCAUGGUAACAGCUGGCAGGAAAAAAAAAAGGGGGGGGGAGAAAAAGCUCUCCCUCUCCCAGGUGUCCUUAAAAAGUUAACUUGCCCAGAACAGAGGAAAAAAAACAGAAACAAAAACUGCUUUUUAUAAACUUCUGCAGACUGUGAACUUCUGAGCCCCUUCCCUUACAUUUGGGUACAAAAAUUCUGAAACUACCUAAACUUGGGGUUCAGGGGAUUAAUUGAUUACAACAGAAGCAAUGCCCUCUGAAUCUGGUUGCAACCAAAUAGGACUGUUUCCCUGUCUUCGGUACUAUCUUAGGUGCCUUGCCUUGUCCGUCCCUACAACAGUAUAAUUCUAUAUACUUAAACAUUAUUUAUGUUUUCAUAAAAUGGUCAACAGAUGUAAUUAAUUAUGUAAUGGUGCAGAUGUUUCCCAGAUUGCUCUAUUAUGAUGCAGGUUCAUUUGAAGAUCAAAUAGGGGGGGCAUACAACCCGGUUUCCCGGGAACCUUUAUCCUUCACUUUAGCCAUCCUGUUAGGAAUAGGAGUUGCUGCAGGGGUGGGCACAGGAACCACUGCCCUGGUCCAUGGGACACAACAAAUGAUCCAAUUAGAAGCAGCAAUAGACCAAAACUUAAAGAUAUUAGAAACCUCCAUCACAGCUUUGCAGGAAUCUUUAACCUCUCUCUCUGAAGUUGUUUUAAAGAACAGGCGAGGGUUGGACCUCCUCUUCAUGAGAGAAGAGGGCCUUUGUGCUGCAUUGAGGGAAGAAUGUUGUUUUUAUACCGACCAUACUGGAGUUGUAAAAGAAUCUAUGAGUAAAUUAAGAAGAUGCCUUGAAGAGCGUCAGCGAGAGAGAGAGAGGCCCAAAAAGGGUGGUAUGAGUCUUGGUUCACACAGUCCCCCUUGUUAACUAUGCUUUUAUCAGCCCUGGCUGGUCCUUUAAUAAUCCUUAUAUUGUUGCUAAAUCUAGGACCCUGUUUGCUCAACCGUGUAGCUUCCUUUCUCCAAGCCCAAAUUGGACAAGUCAAACUUAUGGUAAUCAGACAACAAUAUACCCCACUAGCAGACAUAGAAUUGACACCCCCCAAUGACCACUUUUAUGAUUAAAAGUAGCCAGAAGAAGAAGUGGGGAAUGAAAGGUUAAUAAAAUAGGUAAUUGUCACUCCAUUUUUCUGUAUGCUUAACAAAACACUGUUGAAAUCCCGAGAACUGUUAGCUAAUCUUGUUCCCAGAAUGUGCUGUCCCCAACUGCCCCAAACUGCAGGAUGCACUCCCUCACUCGGUUGCAGGCAAACAGCCCACUCGCCCUGACCCGUCAAUGAACUUCCCUCCCUGCCCUCUCCAAGAAAAGUAUAUAAGCUCUGCUUAAGCUGUUCUCAGGGCUCUCUCUCUUUGCUCUAUUCAUGUGAGCUCUGAGCCCCAGCAUGCUGGACCCCUAAUAAACCCUUUGCUGUUGCAUGA
Molecule: messenger RNA, 4997 nt
Organism: Marmota monax (woodchuck)
Lineage: Eukaryota; Metazoa; Chordata; Mammalia; Rodentia; Sciuridae
Biological process (GO): DNA integration; proteolysis; virion assembly
Molecular function (GO): aspartic-type endopeptidase activity; nucleic acid binding
Source: RefSeq, a predicted model, not a curated record